Molecule: messenger RNA, 951 nt
Organism: Lingula anatina
Lineage: Eukaryota; Metazoa; Brachiopoda; Lingulata; Lingulida; Lingulidae
Product: putative thiopurine S-methyltransferase
Molecular function (GO): thiopurine S-methyltransferase activity
Source: RefSeq, a predicted model, not a curated record
AUGGCGAAUGUCAGAAAAGGAAGAUUAAAGACUGACAAGCUUGCUGACCAGGGGCAUACUGUUGUUGGAGUCGAGGCAUCAGAACUCGCUGUCCAGGCUUUCUUCACAGAAAACGGUAUACAGCAUACAGUCACCGACGUCCCUGCUAUUGAUUUCAAGCUUUACCAGGACCCAGACAACAAAAUACGCAUCUAUGUGGGGGAUUUUUUUAAGUUCAGCAAAGAAAUGGAGGGUGAAUUUGAUGGAAUUUGGGACAGAGCAGCACUAGGGUCCAUACAUUUAGAGGACCGUGAGCGCUACGUCAAACUUAUGGUAUCACUUAUGAGUGAAGAUUGUCAAUACCUGGCUGAGGCAUAUUAUUAUGAAGGCACAUGCACUAUGCAGAGAAUACCACCACCGCAUUCUACUCGUCCAGAUACCAUAUACAAGUUGUUUGAAUACACCUGUGAUGUGAAAAUGAUUGAGCACGUUGAUCUAAAACAGGUCGAUUUCAUCUGUUCCCCUCCUUUUAAGCCUGAAAUUGAUGUCCUGUUUCUUUAUUUGUACCUUUUCACAAAGAAGAAAUAAGGUAUGCAUAUAUUUCCCCAUUGAUUUUUAUGUAAAGGCACUGAAAAUGACUAUACAUGUUCUGAUAGAUUUUUUUUGUGCUGUUGCCGUAGCCGAACCUUUCUCCCUAUAGCUGUCAACUACAUGUAUGUAUGGGUAGCUUUGUUUGGUGAAAAUGUAGGCUGUGUAAUAAGUGAACUUAAUCAAACUUGCUUUUUCCUAAUGUUAUUGAUGUUUGCCACAGAGUUAUGGCGAAUGUCAGAAAAGGAAGAUUAAAGACUGGUGAGUCGUGGGAAAAUGCUGUUCACAGCGGGAAAAUUCGUUAAACAUGAGUUAUGGGGGGCGUCUCGAUAGUCCGAAGGUUCAUUGGUCCGAAAAACGGUAACAUUUUUAUCGGUUUUUUAA